CCCUGUAACCUUUUGCAAGAUUCCCACUUCCUGUGGUGGGUAUGUCAAUAUGGCGGUGCCCAUGUCGCCGGCACUGUGUCGUCUUGUAAUGAGACCUGUUUGGUUGGCUAGCUUGGGCUUUUCAAGCGGUAGUAAUAGACUGCUCUUAGCUGGCCCAAAUCUGCUUAAUCAUCGCAGAUCUACGAGAAAUGUGUCUCAAUGGAAGUUACACGGAGCAGUUUGUCUGCAGAGACCCGCUGUAAUUUCCCAGGAACGGAGUCCAAUGGAGCAGCAGGUAGCAGAACUACUAGGCCAGCUUGAAUUUGAAAAAAGUCUUCUGUCAGAUCAUGAAAUCUCUGUACUGGAGGAUGCUGAGAGGAUCAGUCGCAAACAGGCAGAUGACUAUGACUCUGAUGAAGAUAGGGGUGAUGGAAACAAAAUUGUCACUGCACAGGAUCUUGAAGACAUGUGGGAUCAAAAAAUGCAACAGUUCAGUCCUGCUCUACGAAUCACAGAAGAGGAUAAGAAGAAUGACAGGACGUCUCUUAAUCGUAGUUUGGGAGAUACUCUUUUGCUGUUGGUGAAAGAAAAAAUUGGUAAAAAUGAGGUGUGGCUGCUUCCUCAGGCACAAUGGGAAGAGGGUGAAACUCUAAGGCAGACAGCUGAACGAGCCCUUACCACAGUGACAGGUGGCGGCAUCAAUGCAUCUUUUUUAGGAAAUGCCCCAUGUGGGUUUUAUAAGUACAAAUUUCCAAAGGAUGUCCAGACUGAAAGCUGCUAUGGAGCUAAACUGUUUUUCUUCAAAGCCCUGCUUGCAGACAAAAACAUCAGCCUGUUGAGAAAAGAUGACUAUGUGUGGGUGAGGAAGAAUGAAUUGCAGGACUAUUUGAAACCUGAAUACCUGAAACGGGUCAACCAAUUUGUUUUAGACACAAAUUCAAACUGAAGAGAUAUCAGCAAUGUCAUAUCAACGUUUGUCAAAAGAUGCAGGAUAAAAUUAGCUUUAACUUUUCUGUUCUAAUGGGAAGUGAUCUUUUUUUUUCCUGUGAUUUCUGUAUUUCACAACAUUUUUGUUAAAGGAUUUGUUUUGUCUAUUAAAGUAUUUUAAGCUUUA
Messenger RNA from Erpetoichthys calabaricus (reedfish), 1093 nucleotides. It is a transcript of the gene mrpl46, whose product is annotated as mitochondrial ribosomal protein L46. The record is from RefSeq and is a predicted model, not a curated record. Gene Ontology annotation, cellular component: mitochondrial large ribosomal subunit. Gene Ontology annotation, molecular function: structural constituent of ribosome. Lineage: Eukaryota; Metazoa; Chordata; Cladistia; Polypteriformes; Polypteridae. The transcript is spliced from 4 exons. Bases 50 to 925 code for a protein of 291 amino acids.